Topomyia yanbarensis is the source of this 987-nucleotide messenger RNA. RefSeq names its product general odorant-binding protein 67 (gene Obp50c). The coding region runs from base 37 to 633 and encodes 198 amino acids. The record is from RefSeq and is a predicted model, not a curated record. NCBI's taxonomy places the organism in Eukaryota, Metazoa, Arthropoda, Insecta, Diptera, Culicidae. Gene Ontology annotation, molecular function: odorant binding. The transcript is spliced from 4 exons.
AUCCAACCGAGCAGUUGAUCCAGUAAGGCCUAUAACAUGUCAACCAUGAAGAAUUGUUUGAUUUUUCUGACUGUGAUCAGUUUCAUUGCUUUGAGCAUCGCACAAGACCAGUGCCAUCCGCCACCAAAUCAGAAGAAUCCUAAAGAAUGCUGCAAUGUUCCGACCGUCAUGCCAUCUAGAGAUCAAUUCAUAACUUGCAUACAGAAAUUCCCACCGCCACCUCCACCUGCUCCUGGAUCUCCACCACCGGCUCCAGGAACACCGCCUCCCGGUGCAAAUUGCAUCGCCGAAUGCGUCCUGGCCCAGCUCGGCAUGGUCUCCAACGGAGCUAUCAGCAAAGAUGCUGCCACCGCUACGCUAGUUGCCGCCCUCGGAUCCUCAGCUGAGUGGCAAGCACUUGCCAAGACCACUGUGGAUGCCUGCUAUUCGAAAGUUUCCUCGCUGCUAACGCAGAAGGAUAGUAGCGGGUGUAAUGCCGGUGCUGAACCCUUUAUGGAAUGUCUCCCGACAACCAUGUUUAAGAAUUGUCCUACCUCGUCCUGGGCUGCCAUUGCCGAGUGUGAACAACAAAAGGCUCACUUGGCAAAGGGAUGUCCAAUUAUGAGCUUAAUGGGACCACCGCACUUGAUGUAAUAUUGGGCCGUCUGAAUUAAUAAAUAAAUAUGUAAUGUUCCAUGCACAUGAAACUGCUUGGUUGUCUAUUGUUAGAAAUUUCUGGUUUUUGUUGGAUGAUCGUUCUACACGAAUAUUUUAUCCAUGCCAAGACGAAAAGAAACGACGGUUCGACAAAAGUACACACCAUCCAGACCCACGAUUCACCCAACUGACCAGCUUCAGUGAUUUAUAUUCGAUACACCAAUAAAUUAUAUCUAAUAGCUCACCGAACUGCUCCUGAACCAAUUAAAUAAAGGUUAGGGAACACUUCUUCGAGAUUUCUUCAAAAAGCUUGACGUAAGGUUUAUUUGUUUCAACAUGGAAUCUUUAGUA